Messenger RNA from Neolamprologus brichardi, 5765 nucleotides. NCBI's taxonomy places the organism in Eukaryota, Metazoa, Chordata, Actinopteri, Cichliformes, Cichlidae. The record is from RefSeq and is a predicted model, not a curated record.
AUAUCUCCCAAGUGUUCGUGUUAUUUUUACGUUCAUAUCUGCUUUAACUCUCCUUUUUCAUCUUAGCUUUUGGCACAGGUGAAUCUAUGGCAACAAGUGAAAGUCAAAAAUACACUUGCAGGACAUUCGGCAGUGGAGUCGUCCAGCCUUUCCAAGGUUCAGGAUUCUAUGUGCAUUCCAACUGUCCCUUCACCCUCACUCGAUUCACCCACAACCGAGUUGAAUGCGACGUCUCUAUACGCCGAGGGAACAGUGGCUUGGUGGUACAAGUCGAGAUCAUCAUCAAUAAAGUCAGGACUGUCCUUCAGAAUGGAAGCAUACUGGUGGAGGACAAAAGUGUUUCUCUUCCAUAUGAUCACACCUACCAGCAUAUUUUUCAGUACGGCAUCUACACUAAACUGAGGAGCUCAUUGCUGCCUCUCUCAGUCACCUGGCACAGUGUAGCUGGAGGAAUAGACACUCUUUGGGUCAAAUGUUUACAUCACACGUGGACUCUGUCAGUUGGUUCUAGAUUAUUUCUCUGGUAUUUGCAGGUCUGCAAUCAAUUCUUCUCCCACAUCACGGGUCAUCUACAGUUAAGCUGGCUUCAUUACCUUCAGCUGUGUUACAAGAACAUUUACAGCUACGAAGACAGCAAAUAUAUCAGCUGUGCUUUCUUCAAAGAGAUUGGUCAGCUUUUUGGAAAAAGGGGAUCUUUCUGGAACAAAACGAGUUCCAUAACCAAAUGCGAUCAGCCGACCUGUCCUGGAAAUCUGGUUUAUCAAGCAGAAGGUGCCCCCUUUGUUCCUAGCUGCUCCAAUCCCAACCCACAGGUCACCAACCAGGAUAUGACUAGCUCCUGUGUAUGCCCGGAUGGCAAGCUGCUUAAUGAUCACUUUCCUGGCUUCAGCUGUGUGAAUCCAGCCAGUUGCCCCUGUGUGUUUGCUGGCCAGACCUACUUAACUGGACAGACACGUAGCACCAAGUGUCAGUCAUGUUUGUGUGAAGGUGGAAAGUGGCGUUGCUCUGAAGACGUCUGCCCAAGAAAAUGUCUGAUUGAAGGACAAUUUGUUACAACAUUUGAUGGCAAACAAUAUGGGGUCCCUGGUAAAUGUGCAUUCGUGGCAUUACAGUAUCUCAACUGGACCGUGUUGAUUCAGUUUUCUGAUGAGGAUGUGUCACUGAAAAAAGCUGUUCUUCAGCAUAAUCAGGAAACGUAUACGUUCAAAAAUGACAUGGUGCACUUUGAAAACCAAGAGAUUAGUGAAUUUUAUCAGUCUGAUCAUGCUCAAAUUUACUGGCAGUCCUCAAUGCACGUCCAAGUUGAGACAUCCUCUGAUAUUAAGAUCCAAGUCCAGUUGUCUCCAGAAAUCCAGCUCUACAUCUCUGCUCCUACAAAACACGAGGGCACAAUGUCAGGUCUCUGUGGCAACAACAACGGGGACAGCACAGACGACUUCACCAGCAGCAGCGGCAUCAUCGAGAACUCUGCUAAACAUUUUGCUCUGUCCUGGAGUCUGGGCACUUGUGCAGUGAAUAUUCCCACCACCUGCAUCAACACUCACAAUGAAAUGUUUGCUAAUGAAAAGUGCUCUCUGUUAAACAACCCAACUGGAAUAUUUGCCAAGUGCCAUGGACAUGUGCCACCUGACCAGUACUACACAGCUUGUAUCCAAAGAACCUGUAACUGCAGGAAUGUGGAGAGCUGCUUAUGCGUUGCUCUGGGCAGCUAUGCCAAAGCUUGUGCCGGUCUCGGGGUUUUAGUUGGUGACUGGAGGAAAGCUACCAGCUGCACUCCAGAAUGUCCAAAGAACCAAGAGUUCUUCUAUGACAUACAACCUUUCAACCGUACAUGCCGCUCCCUGUCUGAACCUAGCCCUGCCUGCGAGGUGGAUGACUCUCCUGUGGAGGGCUGUGGCUGCCCAAAAGGAACAUACCUGAACCGAUGCAAAAAUGGGAAAGUUUGUGUACACUGCUCUGAGAACCCCAUUAAAACAGUUCAGAAAACUUGUGACGGCCUCAGCAAACCACUGGUUGAUGAUAAAGUCUGCGAGAAUGGUUGUUACUGCCCACAUGAUCAAUAUGAAGAUCACCAUGGAAACUGUGUAUCAAGGGACAACUGCACCUGUGUGUACAGUGGUAAAGUCUUCAGGGCAGGAGAGACUGUUAAAACCAACUGUAAAAACUGUGUCUGUGGUUGGGGUCAGUGGGACUGCACAGAUGAGCCGUGUCCCGGGACAUGUCAAGUCUAUGGAAAUGGACAUUAUCAGACCUUUGACUCUAAAUGGUAUCAAUUUAGUGGACACUGUCAGUACACACUUGUAGAGGAUUACUGUGGAAAACCAAACGGCAGCUUCUCUGUCAGAGUGGAGAGCGUACCCUGCUGUGAAGAAGUACUCACCUGUUCUCGCUCCAUUGUCCUGGACCUGCAGGGCAAAGCCACGCUGACUCUGAGUGACAUGAAGGUGACCAAAAACCUACAGCAAGGCUGGACUCUGCAGGAGGAUUCACUUUACAGUAUCGACACUGUGGGACUCUACGUCAUAGUGUCAGUGCCGAGCAGCGGGAUCACUCUCAUCUGGGACAAACACACACGGCUCACCAUAAAGCUGCAUGAAAACUGGAGGAGCAAAGUUUGUGGCCUGUGUGGGAAUUUUGACACCAAUGAGAUGAACGACCUGCAGAUAAGUGGCUCAGCAGUGGCAUCCAGUCCGAUGGCCUUUGGAAACAGCUGGAAGGCAGCCACUCCUCCUUGUUCUGAUGUAACUGCUGAUAUAUUUCCAUGUGAUCGCAACUCCUACUGCUCAGCCUGGGCCCAGCGGCGCUGUAUGAUUAUUAAAGGAGACACUUUCAAAGACUGUCACUUGAAAGUGGACCCAACUCCUUACUAUCAGGCUUGCUUGCUUGAGUCCUGCUCCUGUGAGUUUGAAGGGAAGUUCCUGGGCUACUGCACAGCUGUGGCAGCUUAUGCAGAGGCCUGCAGUGACCAGGAUGUCUGUGUAAAGUGGAGAACACCUGACCUGUGUCCAAUUUACUGUGACUACUACAACAAGCCUGGACAGAGUAUUUGGCACUAUGAAGCCUGUGGUAAGAUGAGAACCUGCGGUAAAAGAAACAACCUCAGUCACAAACUGGAAGUUUCCAGCUUGUGUGAAAAUGGAAGAAUUUAUUGUGCACCACCACCCACAACUACACCUGUUACCACACCUGCAACAAGUACUCCCAAAACAACUGCUUCGACCACUGUCAUUACACCAACAUUUACCACUAACAAUGUCUCAACUACUGCUGAAGCAAUGUCAACAGUGUCCACCUCUACACCAGCAAAUACUGCCACUACCACGGAUGCAUGGUCAACUAUGGCCACCACCUCUACACCAACAGCUUCAGCAACUACCACUGCUCAAUGGUCAACAGUGUCAGUAACGACUAAUACUGCCACUAGUAAAGAAACAUGGUCAGCAAUGCCCACUACCACCUCUCAGCCUACACCUACUUCACCUGUUACUACACUGACAACUCCCUCACCUACCAUAGUAACCUUAAUAACCUCUACAGAAGCUAACCAAACAUUAGAAACUACCUGGUCACGCACCACCUCAUUUUCAACUAUAACGAGUUCCACUUCUUCACUGACAACUGCUGUUUCGACACAACUGACAACAAAAAUAAAUGUCAGUGAACACACCACGGUACAGAUUACCACAUCAGAGUCUACAACUGUAGGCACGGGACCAACACAAACACAAGGGUCCACAUCCCAGGUGUGUGAAUGUGUAGACCUGAAGAAUAGAAAACGCUGGGCUUGUGGUGAGACAUGGACAGAAGACUGCUUCUAUAAGAGCUGUGUAAAUGGAAAGAUCAUUUUGGCAUCAGUGGCUUGUCCAGAGCCUAUAAUUCCCAACUGUCCAAGAGGCCAGGCCACAAAGGUCUCUGAUGGAUGCUGUGAAACAUGGAAGUGUGACUGCCAGUGUGAGCUGUACGGGGAGCCUCACUAUAUUUCUUUUCAAGGAGUCUAUUUUGAUUUCCUGGAUCCGUGCACCUACAUCUUGGCGGAGGAGCGUUCACCACGCCAUAAUCUUACUGUUGCUGUGGACAACUCCUAUUGCGUGCCAGGCAACAAUGGCUCCUGUGCUAAAGACAUCAUCCUAAGAUAUCAAAACAAUAUCGUCAUACUCAGUAUCGACCCACAUUUGUUUACAGUACAGGCCUCUCUGAACAAUGUGACGAUACAACCACCAUAUGAAGAGCAUGGGUUAAGAUUUGAGACCACGGGGUACAUGGUGUCAGUUCAUCUCCCAAAGAUCCGUUCUUAUGUCUCCAUCAGCCCGUCUCAUAACCUGGUGGUCAAUCUGGCCAUGGAGCACUUCUUCAACAACACUCAGGGACAAUGUGGUGUGUGUGGUGGAGCAUCAUGUAUUCGCAAAGGAGGGCAGAUUGAGGAUGAUGGAUGCUGUGAUAAGACGGCCUAUGACUGGGUGUAUCCAGAUCCUCUGAAGCCUGCCUGUAAUCCUGCACCAAAUGAUGUACCCUGUCUUCUUGGGCCAACUUCAGCACCGCCUACGCCACCUGUUCCCCCCUGCCCUCUGAGCCCAUUAUGUGAACUUCUACUCCACCCCGUUUUUGACACUUGCAGCAAGCAUGUGGAUCUAAAACUUAAAAAGAAGAACUGCCACUUUGAUUCCUGCCUGAAUCCUAAUGGUUCUUGUAAUAUUUUGGCACAAGCUGCUGAAGAAUGUAAAAAUGCAGGUUUCUGUAUUGACUGGAGAGGACUGACUAAUGGAUCAUGUGAUGUGCCUUGUCCACAUGGGCUGGUCUACAGAGAAUGUCAUAACAAGCAGGAUGAUUUUUGCAAUAGAGGAGUGCGUUAUCCAGGAGCCUCCCUUGAAAUGAACACUGCAGGUUGUUUCUGCCCCAGCAACCUGUUUAGAGCUGGACCACACUCACAUAUCUGUGUAUCUGACUGUGCCUAUUGCAAAGGACCAAGAGGAGAGCCUAAAUUUCCUGGUGAAGUGUGGCAGUCCAACUGCAACCUGUGCACAUGUAACAACCAGACUCAGACUGAGGAGUGUUUUCCAAAACCUCCUGAGCCAGUUCCUCUCUGUGGCCCCAGUGAGGUUUUAUUAACCACCUCCUGCUGUGGUGAUCAGUUGUGUGCCAAGAAGAUAUGCAACUAUAAUGGACAAAUGUACGAGAUGGGUGACAGAUGGACAGAUGUUGCCCACCCCUGCAUGACAUUUAGUUGCAGCAGAGAGGGCAUUCAGACAGAGAGUAAAGUCUGUCCCAGUCAAAGCUGCUCUGAGGAGGGCAGAAUUUGGGAUGAUCAACACUGCUGCUAUACAUGCGAGCAGAGAUGCGCUCCCAAGAUGUCCAGUAUCAACAUCACCAUUGACAACUGCCGCACUGUCAUACAGAUGCCUUUGUGUCAGGGCCAGUGUUCAUCUCAGCCAAGGGUGGUGUUACACGGUGACUUGCUAGUGCAGCAUAGCGCAUGCUGUGUGGAGCAGAGCUCAGUGAAGAGAACAGUGACCCUGCAUUGUUCUGACCUCUCUACUGUACAGCACACCUACAAGCACAUCACCAGCUGUGGGUGCAGAGGUAUUGAAAUGUGCAUCACAGAUGAAAGCUAAAGAUUUUCAGACUUUUGCUUUGUAUCCGUUUGAUUUGCAGAUCAAAAACAUUUGGUGUUCAAUUAUGGUGGGUUAUUAAUUAAAAUAGUUUUUUGUUCUUCAUAGAAAUCAAGUGAUGAAUGUGCUUUCUAUCAAAUAAAGAAAAUAUUAUAAUAA